CUUUUUCAGAUGGAUGUCAAAAAUGCAUUCCUUAAUGGGGAUUUACAUGAAGAAGUUUAUAUGCAACCUCCUCCUGGUCUCUCUGUUGACUCAAACAAGAACUCAAGGAUUUUCUUAGUCAGCAAUUUGAGAUGAAAGAUCUUGGACAUCUCAGCUACUUCUUGGGUCUUGAAAUCACUCAUUCUACUGAUGGACUUUAUCUUACUCAAGCUAAGUAUGCUUCUGAGCUCUUGUCUCGAGCUGGACUCACUGAUAGCAAGACUGUUGACACUCCAGUUGAGCUUAAUGCGCAUCUGACUCCCUCAGGGGGGAAACCAUUGUCCAAUCCCUCUCUUUACAGACGAUUGGUUGGCAGCCUAGUUUAUCUCACAGUUACUCGUCUAGACAUCUCCUAUGCUGUUCAUCAGGUGAGCCAGUAUCUGUCUGCUCCACGAUCAACUCACUAUGCUGCUGUUCUGCGCAUUCUUCGAUACUUGAAGGGCACCCUCUUUCAUGGCCUUUUCUACUCAGCUCAGUCUCCUCUUGUACUCCGUGCAUUCUCUGAUGCUGAUUGGGCAGGAGAUCCUACUGAUCGCAGGUCUACUACAGGUUACUGUUUUCUCCUUGGUUCUUCUUUGAUUUCUUGGCGAAGCAAGAAACAAACCUUUGUGGCCCGCUCCAGUACUGAAGCAGAAUAUCGUGCUCUUGCUGAUACCACAUCUGAGCUCCUUUGGCUACGAUGGCUCCUUAAGGAUUUAGGUGUGUCCACCUCCUCUGCUACUCCCCUUUAUUGUGACAACCAGAGUGCCAUUCAUAUUGCUCAUAAUGAUGUCUUUCAUGAACGGACUAAACACAUCGAGAUUGAUUGUCAUUUUAUCCGUUAUCAUCUUGUCCAUGGUGCUCUUAAGCUUUUCUCCGUCUCCUCCAAAGAUCAACUUGCAGAUAUCUUCACCAAGUCACUUCCUAAGGGACGCACUCGUGAUUUGGUUGACAACCUCAAGUUGGUCUCACAUCCACCUUGAGUUUGAGGGGGGCUGUUAACGUGUAUUGUGUUAUGGGCUUUAGGCCCAAUUAGGUUACUUGUAUAGCACACUUGUACUUGUACUACACUCUACUUGUACUGCACACAUAUGCCUCCUAUAUAAAGGCAGUGAUGUAUAUUCUUUUAUUCAAGAAAUACAAUACAAUCAUUCAGUA
This is a messenger RNA of Quercus robur (English oak), 1176 nucleotides long. RefSeq lists its product as uncharacterized. NCBI's taxonomy places the organism in Eukaryota, Viridiplantae, Streptophyta, Magnoliopsida, Fagales, Fagaceae. The transcript has 2 exons. Bases 132 to 1001 code for a protein of 289 amino acids. The record is from RefSeq and is a predicted model, not a curated record.